ACGAAAGACAUCGUACGGCCGUCGUCGUCACUCGUCAGUCCGCCGCGUCCAGCCACGCGCCCAGCACGUCCGCCGUCGGGACCACGCACGCCGGUCGUUGUUUUGCGCGGGCGAUUCGUACGAUUUUCGAUCUGUGACAUUUUCGUUGCAAAUUUAUUUUUCUUUCCUCCACGUACGUUUUCUUUUCAUUUUUUUUUUCGUAGUAUUUCUUUCGUUAAUUUCGACCCGUUAUUAUUAUUAUUAUUAUUAUUAUUAUUACACAAAUGCAGCUAAACGGAUCAUAUUAUUGUUAGUCCGUCACGCGUAUAUUAUAAUAUAAUAUAUAUAUAUAUAUAUAUAUAUAUAUAAUUAUAUUCAUAGUUUGAUAACGUUUGAUAAAAAUUUAAAGUCCGAUCGCUAGUACUCCGACGGUACAAACGUGAUAAUAAACUCCGACGGUACCAAGAGAGAAACGUCUGGCUGAGAAGUUCGAACACUGCUUAAAGUGGGACCUGCUACGCAAUAUCAUCGCAUUAUCCAAUAUUGCAUACGAGAAUUGUUCAUGUGUUGUCGAGUACAGUAUACACACUGCAGCUGCAUGCCUUAUUACACUGGUGAUCGGCCGACCGACUGCAACUGUAGUACCAAACGACCGACGGGCACCACCUGACCACCAAUCGCCGCGUUAACCGGACCGGGUUCGGGUCGCGGUGCGAACAGUGGCCGGGAAAAGCCGUCAGCCAGCCAGACAGCCGCGCCAGCAGUCGUGCACAUCCGCAGUCGCAGCCGCCGCCGUGCUGAACCGACCGCAACUGCCGUCCCCCGCAUCGCCACCGCGACUCGUCUGGCCUGUCAGCGGCCUGUUCGCCCCGACCGCUGUACAGCCACCGCCGUCUGUCAUGCACCACCAGGUGGCCCACCCACACUGGAUCGCCGCGGCCGUGCAGCCCUGGGGACUUCCCCAGCAGCUGGCCCCGUCGCAGAAUAUGUUGGCAUUGGCCGCAAUGGCGCCAACCGCGAUGGCCCCGGCCACACCGGGCGCCGCGCCCAUCGCAUUCAUCGGACUGCACCCGCAUCACCCGCACCACCAUCACCCACACCAUCCGCACCACCCUCACCACCCACACCACCACCCGCAUCAUCUCAACGCGAUGCCGGCGCAACCGCUGCAGCCGUCGCCGCCACCGCAACACCCGAAUCACAUGGCUGGCCAUCACUCGGCCACGACGGCCGCGGCUGCCGCCUUGGCGUUACUCAAUCAGCUGCACCACCACCAUCAUCAGCAACAACAGCAACAGCAACAGCAACACGAUCUCGCACACUUGUUGCUCCAGCAGCAACAGCACCAGCAGCACCAGCAGCUCCAACACCAGCAACAGCUCACGCCACUGCCACAGCUACAGGUGCGGGUAAGAAAUUAUGAAAAUUUCGUCGUUGGAUCCCAGGAAAAUAUCACGUCAUACAUCGAGAUUCCGACCGACGAAGAGCCCAUUACAAACAAGCGUAAAUACUUGGCAGACGACCGGAGUGACUCAGGCAAAGAUUUGAAAAAAGCCAAAUUGGAAACUAAAGCACUGAAAGCGAAACGUCCCGGAUUUACCGAUGAAAGAUACAAUGAGACAUCGUACUAUAUUGAAAACGGUUUGAGAAAAGUUUACCCGUACUAUUUUACAUUCACUACAUUCACCAAAGGCAGAUGGGUAAAUCAAAAUAUACUGGACGUGUUCGCCAGGGAGUUCAGAGCGCAUCCCGCUGAAGAAUACGAACGUUGCAUUAAAUCUGGUUCGUUGACCGUAAAUUAUCAAAAAGUGGACACGCAAUACAAGUUGAAACACAACGAUCUACUGGCUAACGUGGUGCACAGACAUGAAGUGCCGGUGACCAACGAUCCAAUCACAAUCGUGCACAUGGACGACGAUAUCGUGGUAGUCAACAAGCCCGCGAGCAUUCCGGUUCAUCCGUGCGGUCGUUAUCGGCACAAUACGGUGGUGUUUGUGUUGGCCAAGGAGCACAAUCUGAGAAACCUCAGGACCAUACACCGUCUGGACCGGUUGACCAGCGGUCUGUUGAUGUUCGGCCGGACGCCUCGGUACGCCCGCAUCAUGGAGGCGCAAAUCCGCAACAGACAGGUGAACAAACAGUACGUGUGCCGGGUCGAAGGGAGAUUUCCUGAACAAACGAUUGAGUGCAAUCAUCCCAUCGAAGUGGUCAGUUACAAGAUAGGCGUGUGCAAGGUAUCCAACAAGGGUAAAAACUGUUCGACGACAUUCCAAUUGGUGGGCUACAACGAGAAGACCAACAUCAGUGUGGUCUUGUGCUUCCCGCACUCGGGACGCAUGCACCAGAUCAGGGUACACCUUCAAUACUUAGGCUUUCCCGUGAAGAACGACCCACUAUACAACCACGUAGUGUUCGGCCCAGAAAAAGGCCGCGGUGGCGUUAUCGGUAAGUCGGACGAGCAACUGAUUCACGAUUUGAUAAAUAUCCACAACGCCGAAAACUGGUUGGGCAUGGAUGGCGACUCGGAACUAAUGCCGAUAUUGAAAGAUGUAGACGUCGUUGACGAAGGAAAAAAAUCACCCGCAGGUUUCAAGAAGAGCGAAUCGAUGGUAGAACAACAGCAUCAGUUGCAGAUAAAGGGCAGACAAGCCAAUCAGCUACAGUUACAGUACGAUAAUGCACUAAACGUGUCCACGCAGACAGGACAAGACGUGCCGGACAUGGAUUUCGACGCGGAGAAGCUCACGCACGACCCUCACUGCUACGAGUGUCGGGUGAAAUUCAGGGACCCGAAACCAAAAGACCUCAUCAUGUACUUGCACGCUUGGAAAUACAGCGGGCCUGGAUGGAGUUAUGAAACGGACCUUCCAGUGUGGGCAAACGUCGAAUGGAUGGAGCCAGAAUAAAUAUGAAAUGAUUAUGGACCUAUUACAGCAACAGGGUGGGCCGGAUGAGUCAAUUGAUCGAAAAAAAAUGUUAUUGGAAACUGCUAUCAAAACUUAAAACCAUUUUAUUUUUUGGUCAACUGACUAUAUUUAUAAUAUAAUAUUGUGGUGGCCCCCCUUUGUAUAAUAUUUAAGUAUUUAUAAAUAAU
Messenger RNA from Rhopalosiphum maidis (corn leaf aphid), 3073 nucleotides. RefSeq names its product RNA pseudouridylate synthase domain-containing protein 2-like. The record is from RefSeq and is a predicted model, not a curated record. The transcript is spliced from 15 exons. Gene Ontology annotation, biological process: pseudouridine synthesis. Gene Ontology annotation, molecular function: pseudouridine synthase activity; RNA binding. Bases 879 to 2885 code for a protein of 668 amino acids. Lineage: Eukaryota; Metazoa; Arthropoda; Insecta; Hemiptera; Aphididae.